AAUCCCACGUGACUGGCCCUGAGCUCAGAUCAUCAUGGCGUCUCCCAGUGGGAAGGGAUCUUGGACGCCCGAGGCUCCUGGUUUUGGGCCGCGGGCGCUAGCACGGGACCUGGUGGACUCCGUGGACGACGCCGAGGGGCUUUACGUGGCUGUUGAGCGGUGUCCUCUGUGCAACACCACUCGCCGGCGGUUGACUUGCGCCAAGUGCGUCCAGAGCGGUGAUUUCGUCUAUUUCGACGGCCGCGACCGGGAGAGGUUUAUUGACAAGAAGGAAAGACUAAGCCAACUUAAGAACAAGCAAGAAGAAUUUCAGAAAGAAGUACUAAAAGCUAUGGAAGGAAAGCGGCUAACAGAUCAGUUGAGAUGGAAAAUAAUGUCAUGCAAGAUGAGGAUUGAACAGCUGAAGCAAACCAUAUGUAAAGGAAAUGAGGAAAUGAAGAAAAAUUCCGAAGGCCUCCUCAAGAACAAGGAAAAGAACCAGAAGCUUUACAGCCGCGCACAGCGGCACCAAGAGAAAAAGGAGAAGAUUCAGCGGCACAACCGCAAGCUUGGGGACCUGGUGGAGAAGAAAACCAUUGACUUGAAGAGUCACUAUGAGCGGUUGGCAUGUCUGCGAAGGUCGCACAUCCUAGAGCUCACCUCUAUCAUCUUCCCAAUUGACGAAGUGAAGGCUUCUGGGAGAGACCCUGCAGACGUGUCUUCAGAGACUGACAGUGCCAUGACCUCCAGCAUGGUGAGCAAGCUUGCCGAGGCCAGGAGGACAACUUACCUCUCUGGAAGAUGGGUCUGUGAUGACCACAAUGGCGACACCAGCAUUAGCAUCACAGGCCCUUGGAUUAGCUUACCAAACAAUGGGGACUACUCUGCUUACUAUAAUUGGGUAGAAGAGAAGAAGACAACUCAAGGACCUGACACAGAGUAUAACAACCCUGCCUACACUAUCAGCGCCGCACUGGGCUACGCCACGCAGCUGGUCAACAUUGUGUCUCACAUACUUGACAUCAAUCUGCCCAAAAAGCUGUGCAACAGUGAGUUCUGUGGAGAAAAUCUCAGCAAACAGAAGCUGACGCGCGCCGUGAGGAAGCUGAACGCAGACGUCCUUUACCUCUGCGCAUCUCAGCAUGUAAAUUUAGAUCAGUUGCAGCCACUGCACACACUCAGGAACCUGAUGCACCUGGUCAGCCCGCACUCUGAGCACCUGGGCAGGUCAGGACCCUUUGAAGUGCGAGCAGACCUCGAGGAGUCCAUGGAGUUUGUGGACCCUGGAGUUGCUGGAGAGUCAGAUGCAAGUGGAGAUGAGCCUGUAAGCGAUGAGGAGACUGACCUGGGCACAGACUGGGAGAACCUGCCGAGCCCCCGAUUCUGUGACAUCCCUUCCCAGCCGGUGGAGGUGUCCCAGAGCCAGAGCACCCAGGUGUCCCCGCCCAUCGCCAGCAGCAGCGCUGGUGGGAUGAUCUCCUCCGCUGCAGCCUCGGUGACAUCUUGGUUCAAAGCUUACACUGGACACCGCUAACGAGUGGGGACCAAAAAUGCUGAUUUUGUGCGUCAGAAUCUUUCCCACUGCACUCUUCAUAACCUUGUCUGUGUAGUUGCGAUAGUGCUUGCAGGCAGCUAUCGUCGGGACAAGAUUAGCAGUAGGGCCUGGGCUUGGGGCCUCCUGGGCACCAAGUGUUCCUGACACAUCGUUCUAGGCUUUGGUCAGGUCACAGGAAGCGUUUCCUGGUGAUGAGGAAUGAAAGACAAAGGCUGAGUUUGUUUUUCUGUCAUUCUCUUGAGAGACCGGCCAGCAGGCAGGCCAGCGGCAGUUUUGGCCUCAUCAGGGAGAGGUGGUUGUCUGGGGAGGGAGGAGAUGAAAGCUAUUGCUGUCAGUCAUAGUGUGUCACAUUCCUGAUUUCCUACUGCACACCAAAGAUACCCAGGUCUUUAUUUCUGCGGACCCAUGUCUGCGCAUGGGGACUCUGCUGGGAAGUUUAGAUGUCUAAACAGUUGUCUUGUGUUGGGAAGGGGGAUAAGUCAUGGCAUUCUCUGUUCUGCACUCACUUUAGCCCAGACGAUGCCCUUCCUUUCUCCUUCCCUGGAUGAGCGUGCACAAUGCUGCCUGAGCAUUGGCCGAACACUUGCCUAAGUGCUCACUCACUCGCUAUCUGGUUUCUUCCUCGGCGGCAGUGGUGGGUUAUCUAGCAGGUGUUUCCAGGGACCUCUCCCCGCUUGUCCCUGGGGGUCUUCUGUCCCUGGGGUCUCUAAGGCUCUAAAGACAGCACCUGGUGCAGAGUGUAGCACCGAGCAGCUGUCCCAGGAAGUGCUCAGCUAUCAAGGGAUUUCCCCAGGGGCCUUUCUAAUGACAAUCUUAAGAUAGAAAGCUAUAACAUGAGGGGCAUUAUGUCCAAAUCGUAAGUAGUUCUUUAUUUUAGUAACUUCAAAAAGGAAGUUCUAUGUAACAGAUUCCUGCAAUUCUGUGAGAACCUCCCCCUCCCGUCACCAUAUCUUCCCGGUGUGACUGGUGUGAUGGUACCUCAGCCAGGACUUCAGCAGCCUGCCAUGCCCUGGCUUCUGUUCACUCCCCUGGCUUCUGUUCACUCCCCUGGUUGGUACUCUGCCUGUAGCCUGAGGUGCCAGGGAGCUUUUGCUAUUGGGAGAACUGUGGAAAGGACUCCGUCCUGCCCGGGACCCCACCUUCCCUAGAGAGUCCUACUGUGAGGAGACAGCUGGAGUCUGUUCCGUGCUCAGCUCUGUAACUGCUGGCCUCGUGUUUUGCCACCUGCUUCUAGAAACUUACAGACUGAGUGUGAUUGAAGGAACAAACCCUCUGGAAAGGAAGCUGCGAGCCUGGGAGGAAGCUGCGGAAAGUGCAGAGGUCCCCAGCUCCCGCCUACUGCAGUUAACUACAGAUCCAGGAAGUGCAGGGCUGCAUGGGGGCUUUGUUUUAUUUAGUAUCAACUAGGGGCACUUUUGUCACUUUCUGUCAUGGUAAGUGACCCAGCACGGACAGCCUGGGCUGCUUGAGUAUUCUGCACUGGAUCCACCUGUUGUAAAUAGUGUUAAAUACACACUUCAGCCACUGUCUCCGUACUCUUUGCUGCUCAUAGAAACCUUUUGUGUGGUGCCAGCACCAUACAUACACAGACAGCUUUCUGAGGGAAAAAAAUGAAGCUGGUAUUUUUUUUUUAAAACAGAAGCCAUAGAAGUUGAUCAUGUUUUCCAUUUAAAAAUGAUUUAUUGGGUCGAGUGGUGGUGGCGCACGUCUUUAAUCCCAGCACUUGGAAGGCAGAGGCAGGCGGAUUUCUGAGUUCGAGGCCAGCCUGGUCUACAGAGUGAGUUCCAGGACAGCCAGGGCUAUACAGAGAAACCCUGUCGUGAAAAAAACCAAAAAAAAAAAAAAAGAUUUCUUGGAAGAAGGUAAUACUGAUGGACACUCAGAGGCACCACGCAGGCCGCUUUACAUGGUCUCACAUAGAACCAAGACAUGUAAUUUACCGUGGUACGGGGUCAGCAUUGGGCGGGUUCAGGUAUGCAUUGGGAAAGAACCGUAGUGUCAGAACCCCCGUGCUGGGACUGACACUUCCAAGUCAGGGUGACCGUACAGAUGUUUUCUAAACGUUUGUUGUAUUACUGCAAUAAAGCCUUUACCAGCACCUUG
Messenger RNA from Apodemus sylvaticus (European woodmouse), 3637 nucleotides. It is a transcript of the gene Atg14, whose product is annotated as autophagy related 14. Gene Ontology annotation, cellular component: mitochondria-associated endoplasmic reticulum membrane contact site; extrinsic component of omegasome membrane; phosphatidylinositol 3-kinase complex, class III. The transcript has 10 exons. Gene Ontology annotation, biological process: mitophagy; cellular response to starvation; autophagosome assembly. The coding region runs from base 35 to 1513 and encodes 492 amino acids. NCBI's taxonomy places the organism in Eukaryota, Metazoa, Chordata, Mammalia, Rodentia, Muridae. The record is from RefSeq and is a predicted model, not a curated record.